AUGGCGAAGGAAGAAUUGAAUCAGUUUAAAAGUCAAGAGGCCGGAGUAGUUCAGGCCGAUGUGUCGUCGGAGAGUAGUAGUUUUGGUAGGAGAGGAUCCGGGGGUGGUGGUGGUGAUGAGGAGGGAGAUUCGGUUGAUUGGGGGUAUGACGGGAAGCAUAAAGGUAUUCGUUUGAAGAAGGAUUUGCAGGCGAGACAUGUUUCUAUGAUUGCUAUAGGAGGGUCUUUGGGGACGGGGCUUUUGAUUGGUACGGGGUCUGCACUUUCGCAGGCGGGGCCGAUUGCUAUAUUGAUUGCGUACAGUAUUAUGGGGUGGGUUGUUUUUACAGUUAUGUCGUGUUUGGGGGAGAUGGCGGCGUAUAUACCGCUGGAUGGUUUUACAUCGUACGCUACGCGAUACGCGGAUCCUGCUUUGGGGUUUGCAGUUGGGUAUACGUAUUUAUUCAAGUAUUUGGUGCUUACGCCGAACCAGUUAACCGCGGCGGCGUUGGUUAUGCAGUAUUGGGUUGGUAGGGGUAAGGUGAAUCCUGGGGUUUGGAUUACGGUGUUUCUUGCGGUGAUUUUGACGAUUAACAUCGUUGGGGUUAAGUUUUUUGGUGAGUUUGAGUUCUGGUUGUCAAGUUUUAAGGUUUUGGUUAUGCUCUGUGUGAUGACUCUGUUGUUGGUGCUUGUGCUUGGCGGUGGUCCGAGUCAUAAUCGGCUUGGGUUCAGGUACUGGAAGGAUCCUGGGGGGUUUAAGCCAUAUUCGGGGGCGGUUUCGAUACCUGGAGGCAAGGGGAAAUUUGUGUCAUUUGCUUCUGUGUUCGUGUAUGCUUUGUUUGCAUAUCUCGGUACUGAGCUUUGUGGAAUUGUCGCGGCAGAAUGUAAGAAUCCCAGAAGAAAUGUACCACGGGCAAUUAAACUGACUUUGUAUCGGAUCGUUGUGUUUUAUUUAUGCACUGUGUUUCUAUUGGGGUUAUCUGUUGCUUAUAAUGAUCCUUUGCUACUACAAACCAAAAAGGCCAAGACCUCGGCGGCAGCCUCUCCAUAUGUGGUUGCCAUUAAAAACGCGGGAAUUCCUGUGUUACCACAUAUUUUCAAUGCGUGUGUUUUGACCUUUGUUUUCAGUGCAUGUAACUCGGAUUUGUACGUUGGCAGUAGGUCGCUUUAUGGGUUAGCUAUCGACAAGAAGGCUCCCAAGAUCUUCGCCAAGACCAACUCUUGGGGGGUCCCUUACAACUCUUUGGCUCUCUGUACAUUGUUUUGCUGUUUGGCAUAUAUGAAUGUAUCAUCCUCGGCGGAGACGAUGUUCAGUUACUUUGUGAAUGUCACUUCUAUCUUCGGGCUUCUUUCUUGGAUUUCUAUUCUUAUAACCUAUAUCUCGUUCGAUAGAGCAUUCCGAGUGCAAGGUAUAGAUAAGAAUACACUAUCUUAUCAGGCACCAUUCCAACCAGUUACUGCGUGGAUUGCAUUGGGUUUCUGUCUCAUGGUUGCUUUGGUUAAAAACUUCACCGUCUUUUUGGGAGAUACAUUUGAUUACAAGACGUUUAUUACUGGUUACAUUGGUAUCCCCGUUUAUAUUUUAUGUUUUGUAUGCUACAAGAUUGUACACAAGACUAAGUGGAUCAAGUCCGCAAAUGUUGAUUUGUUUACCUAUAAAACUGCUAUUGACUUGGAAGAGGAAGAAGGAAAGCUAGAAAUGAUGAGAUUGAAAGAGGAACGCAAACAACAUGGAUGGACCUGGAAACAGUUCUAUGAUUACAUAUUUGGUUGGAUUUUCUAG
Messenger RNA from Eremothecium cymbalariae DBVPG#7215, 1761 nucleotides. RefSeq names its product dicarboxylic amino acid permease (gene DIP5). The coding region runs from base 1 to 1761 and encodes 586 amino acids. The record is from RefSeq and is a predicted model, not a curated record. Gene Ontology annotation, molecular function: amino acid transmembrane transporter activity. Gene Ontology annotation, cellular component: membrane. Gene Ontology annotation, biological process: amino acid transmembrane transport. NCBI's taxonomy places the organism in Eukaryota, Fungi, Ascomycota, Saccharomycetes, Saccharomycetales, Saccharomycetaceae. The transcript has a single exon.